This is a messenger RNA of Ornithodoros turicata, 1708 nucleotides long. Its product is annotated as helix-loop-helix protein 6-like. The coding region runs from base 117 to 698 and encodes 193 amino acids. Gene Ontology annotation, biological process: regulation of transcription by RNA polymerase II; developmental process. The record is from RefSeq and is a predicted model, not a curated record. NCBI's taxonomy places the organism in Eukaryota, Metazoa, Arthropoda, Arachnida, Ixodida, Argasidae. Gene Ontology annotation, molecular function: DNA-binding transcription factor activity, RNA polymerase II-specific; protein dimerization activity; RNA polymerase II transcription regulatory region sequence-specific DNA binding. The transcript is spliced from 3 exons.
UGUACCCAGCAUCGUGUGCUUCUGUGGAGCACCUGAACACACGGUGCUCCAUUUAUUAUUGCUGUUCUCGGUGCCGGUGCAGGACAUCGAAGUUUGCUUAAUGAACAGGUGACACAAUGGCUGCUGCAGUGGCGUUCAUUCCCAGAACGGCUUCAGCGUACGGUGUGCGUACAGAAAGGUACUUAAUGGACGGUAACGGCGAAGAAGAAUCUCCAGCUGCCAAUUACGCUACUCUAACCCCUAUGGUUGCCCUGCCCACCAUAUUUCCGAACUACUUGGCCACAUGUGCACCCGACUUUGAACUACAGGACGGCGGCGACUCCUUCGGUGGCUCGAACGACGCCCCAGGAACGGACGACUGCAACUCGACGGCAUCAGAAUCGGAGGAAUCUUCAGAGAAUAAGUGUCGAGCAGAUCCGUUCGCGCCCCACUGCAAGAUUCCUUUGCCGACUCCCUUCUCUCCGUACGACUACUGGGCUGAACCGACGUUCAUUCGACGACGCAACGAGCGUGAGCGUCAACGGGUACGUCACGUCAACGAUGGCUUCGAGAGGCUUCGCAACCAUCUCCCCCUGGCGCCGCACGACAGAGAUAAAAGGCUCAGCAAAGUCGACACGCUCCGAUACGCCAUCAAGUACAUCAGGCAUCUGCAGAGCCUCUUGGGAGAUAAGGCUGAGAGUGAUGAAGAUUCCCAAUAGAAGCAUAUUGAAUGUACAGACAGAGAAAUUCAUAUUUUGUCAAUAGGUGGUGUGCAUGUUCCACUAUUGAUCUAGUUCAUUUCGCGCAUCCAGUCUAGUCUCUGCAGCUUUCUAUACUGUUGUGCUCAUGUGCAGACCAGGAGGCUACAGCAGGAGCGGUUCCACAAUUUUUCUGAAGGCGUCCGCGGUCUAAGGCAGCGUGCUACCCCCACACACUGCCUAACAUCAAUAGAAGCACCUGAUGACCACAGAAACUGAGGGUCUGGACAUCCUGGCCCCCCUUGCUAGAUCCGCCCCUGGCUGAAGGGGAGAUGGCUGUAUACAGCUACUGUGCAGUAGAUUGCAGUGCACCUGGAGUACCUCCCGUAUCGUUUCUGUUGUACAAGUUGACCUGACCCCGAUUGUACAAGUUGCUCUUUAUGCACAAGUUCCUGAUACGGGAAAUGAAAAGGAUGAACCGUUCUAGUCGUAAAACAAUCAUGAGCCCCUGCACCCCACACCUAAGAACCUGCAUCUUUCUUUAUCGGCCCACGUCGUGGACAAAAACUUGACACCGUGAUGGCGUAUCUAGCUCAACAAUAUUUUGCUAUGUUCGUGUGUUCAUUUUGUUUUUGCAUCGCGCAGAAAUUUCUAUGUAUAAUCAUGCACAUGUGAAGUACCACACCCAGUUCCACUGACACGCGACACCCUGUCAUUUUCUCAACAUCUGCGAUAUUCUGUGCGCCUUAUGAUGUGAUAUGUCAUCCCCACGAAAGCUUCCAUGAUGCUCGUAUAACAUCAUCGCAUUCGUUUGCGUCUGUGCUAGUUAAUUUUUAUGUCAGCACGGGGCGAUGGCGCCUAUCGUUCACAAAUGUCUGCUCGCCUAGCACCAAUUCAGAGAACUAACUUUUGAAGCAAAAAGGUAACCCUGCUGAAAUUGGGGUUGAACUGUGCAAUAUGAACCACCAGUCUACUACAUGCCCCACGGACGUGUCACUGAGCUGUAACGAGCAUUCAAUAAACUUUAUCGG